GCGUAUAAGGAAUGUAGGUAUACUGUAUGGCCGAGUGACGUCGUAAGCCAUUUAAGCGGGCCGUACCACCGACUAAAGGGCACAGAAAGUCAAGAGAUCGCAAGAGCGGUUCGUCGUUGGCGCGGAUUAGUCCAUGGCCAUCGAGAAUUCCAGGUUCCCGAUGCCAUUGAGGAGCCCAUCGCCGCGUUACCGUUA
Eremomyces bilateralis CBS 781.70 is the source of this 195-nucleotide messenger RNA. RefSeq lists its product as uncharacterized. The transcript has a single exon. NCBI's taxonomy places the organism in Eukaryota, Fungi, Ascomycota, Dothideomycetes, Eremomycetales, Eremomycetaceae. The annotation marks the transcript as partial. The record is from RefSeq and is a predicted model, not a curated record.